GGCGCAUGCGCGGCGGCUGUUUCUCUGCGCCGAAGUUUCUGGAAUAAACUGUCGCUCGUGCUGUUUAUAAAUUCGCUCCUCAGGUGUUCCUCCGUUUGUUUCUCUCUGCGACGCGAAGAGCAAAAGCACAAGUCCUGUGUGUGUGUGUGUGUGUGUGGUUUAAUUGAGAAAUUAAAAUAAACCUGAGGUGACUUCAUCAUCAUUACUGAGGGAGGCUACAGGACAGAGGUCAGAGACAGCGGCACGAGCAGGACGUACUGUGUUAGAGUGUAGACCUCGAGCAGACGCUCCGUGAUGGAGUACUACCAUACCCUAGGCGUACGCAAGGACGCCUCUCAGGACGACAUAAAGAAAGCGUACAGAAAAUUGGCCUUAAAGUGGCAUCCAGACAAAAACCCAGACAACAAAGAGGAGGCCGAGAGGAGAUUUAAGGAGAUCUCUGAAGCGUAUGAAGUCCUGUCAGACGAGGACAAGCGUAGUUUAUACGACAGAUACGGCAAGGACGCGCUGUCCGGCGGUGGAGGACGAGGAGGACGUUACGACGACCAUUUCGGCGGCGUGUUCACAUUCCGUAAUCCUGAAGAUGUGUUCAGGGAAUUCUUCGGAGGCAGAGACCCGUUCGCAGACCUCUUCGGAGACGACCCCUUCGACCCGUUCGAGGAUUUCUUCGGGUUUGGCGGAGGCCGGAGACAGAGGGGCGUGAGGCCUCGAACCGGUGGCUCCUUCUUCCCCGGGUUCGGCGGAUUCCCUCCUUUCGGCGGCGGCUUCUCCGGCUUUGACUCAGGUUUCGCUUCUAUCGGCCCGAUGGGUGGAGGAAACUUCACCUCCUUCACCUCGUCGUCGUUCGGAGGGAGCGGCGGUGGAGGAGGAGGAGGAGGGGGGAUGGGUAACUUCCGCUCGGUCUCCACCUCCACCAAAUUCAUCAACGGCAGAAGGAUCACCACUAAACGAAUCGUAGAGAACGGUCAAGAACGAGUGGAGGUCGAGGAAGACGGCCAGCUCAAGUCUCUCACGGUCAACGAUAUGAGCACUCCGAAUGCCCUUCCUGGCCCUGUCUCUCAUUCACGUUACCUUAGAAACGCCACAGACGAGGCUGAUGGGGAAAGAGGAGGCACCAGAGGAUUUUAUGAAAACAGAAGAAAGAAACAUUGGCGAACCGACACAGAGACUAAAAAGAAGCCAAAUCCACGUCUGGCACCGAGGAUCGGCUCUUGGUUCUAAACUUCUAAACUCACUGAAGGCACUUUGUGGAUUCUUUUAAAGAUUGAUAAAGUACACCGAGGGAAGGGUAGUACAGUGUGUAUUUUUUUUAUAUUAUAGUUCUGCUUUAAAAAUUUUAAUGUUUCAUUCUUGGUUCUGGUUAGCGUUGCUACUGGGGACUUUCUGAGUUCAUGUAUAAGAGUUUUUGUCUUUGUGAUAUUUUUAUUGAUUUUAAUUUUUUUUUAAGUGAAGUGAAAAUCUGAAAACUAGCUAAUUUGUCCAAUUGUUCUCAAAAAAAAAAAAAGAAAAAAAUUAUCGCCAUUAAACUGAAAGCAUAUUUGUUAUAUUUUUUGUUUUUAGAUAUGGGCAAGUCUAAUUCUAUAUUUUAAUCACAUUUCGCCAAGACAUUUCCAAAACCUGCAGUCAAGUAAUGUUAAAUUGAAAAAUAAAUUGUUUAAUCAUAUUACACUUAGAAAAAGUGUGAACCUUUUACAUUGUAAAAAUCCUUGUUGUACAUUGUAAAAAUCAAUGUCAUCUUACGUUAUGAAAUGUAAAAUUAAAUUUCUAUUUCACCUCCUAAAUUUGAACAAUGUUACAUAUUUUAAUAUUUUAAACAAAAUUUUCAUAUUAAAACUGCUACUUCAUUUAAAUACUUAUCAAAUAAUGUGAUAAAAUCUAUGUUAUAAAACAAAAAUAUAGUCACAAAAUGCAUCACAUAUUUUUAAACACAAACAAGUCUAAUAUACAACCAUAUACAGUUUUUAUUACCUUAAUGAAUUUUUAUUUGCUGUGUAAAAUAGUGGUUGGGGUUAUUACAAAUCAUUUAAUUAGUCAGCUUUAUUGUGAUUGUCCACUGCCUGAAAAAUAGCUUCAGAAACAACAGAGUAAUCUGAGAAUAUAAUUGCUUAUACUGUAAUUGCAGGUAAUACCUUUGCAGAUGUUUGUUGCUGUCAUUUAAAUAGACAAAAAAACAAUAUUUCUUAACCGUCAGACUUCCUAAUGUACAGUAUACUAUACUCACAAAAGAAUUUGCCGAAACCUGCGAUGACAUUGUAUCCAUAUACAUAUACUUUAAUAUGGAGUUGGCCCCCCUUUUGCUGCUAUAGCCUUCCAAGAACACUCUUUUUGGGAGGCUGUUCACAAGAUUUUGCAGUGUUUUUGUGGGAAUCAGUGCCCAUUCAUUCUGUAGAGCAUUUAUGAGGUCAGACACUGAUGUUGGACGAGAAGGCCUGGCUCUCAAUCUCUGUUCCAGUUUAUCCCAAAGCUGCUGGAUGAGGUUGGGGUCAGGGCUCCGUGUUCGGGCCAGUCGAGUUCUUCCACACCGAACUCAUCAAACCAUGUCUUUUGGCAAGUGCUUGCUUUGUGUACUGGGGCACAGACACCAUUUAACACACGGUUCCUGUCUGUAAUAAAUGUCUUGUUUUACAUCAUAGAGAAAUCUUAUUAUAAGGCUGUAUGAACACUAAAGGUGCAACUCAUGUGGAACUUUCUAAAGAACCCAGACCUUUUUAGUGUUUUUAAUAUAAAUAUUUAGAUUAUAAUCUGAUUCCUGUAUGUCUCUGUACGCUGCUCUGUAUACUGUCUCAACUCCUUUUUUUUUCAAUAAGAAAAGAUAAGACAUUUUGUCUAAGACUAGUGAUGUUUCUAUUUUACCAUAGAGACUUUUGUGAAUAUGUUCAGCUUCAUAUUUAAGCUUCCUAUAGAGAUAAUAUGUUAAAUAGAUUUGGAGCAAUAACAAUGAUUUUUGAAUUUUACAUUAAAAACCCUGUACAUUAAAUCAUGGUUUGCUCAAUGA
Messenger RNA from Clarias gariepinus (North African catfish), 2995 nucleotides. It is a transcript of the gene dnajb6b, whose product is annotated as DnaJ heat shock protein family (Hsp40) member B6b. Gene Ontology annotation, molecular function: ATPase activator activity; Hsp70 protein binding. The record is from RefSeq and is a predicted model, not a curated record. Gene Ontology annotation, biological process: protein refolding; positive regulation of proteasomal ubiquitin-dependent protein catabolic process. Bases 295 to 1221 code for a protein of 308 amino acids. Gene Ontology annotation, cellular component: endoplasmic reticulum membrane; cytosol. NCBI's taxonomy places the organism in Eukaryota, Metazoa, Chordata, Actinopteri, Siluriformes, Clariidae. The transcript has 10 exons.